Messenger RNA from Bombus pyrosoma, 12421 nucleotides. It is a transcript of the gene Syn, whose product is annotated as synapsin. Bases 654 to 2297 code for a protein of 547 amino acids. Lineage: Eukaryota; Metazoa; Arthropoda; Insecta; Hymenoptera; Apidae. The transcript is spliced from 10 exons. Gene Ontology annotation, molecular function: ATP binding; metal ion binding. Gene Ontology annotation, biological process: neurotransmitter secretion. Gene Ontology annotation, cellular component: synaptic vesicle; synaptic vesicle membrane. The record is from RefSeq and is a predicted model, not a curated record.
UAGCUCGCGACACGCUGGAGGGGAUGAUAAGAAGAACGCAAGCGCGAACCUAUCGACCAGCUAACCCUCCGGGUAACACCCUUGCGAUCCUCAGCCGAAGCUCACUGCUUCUCCGGCGAACUAGUGGGUAGUACACGCACGCGACACAGAUUUCAACUUGGAUUGUUUAGUUUCUCCUUCCUCACCUCUCUUAUUUCAUCCUUUCCUUUUGGAUUACCUUACGUUGAAGUGUUAUUGCACAACUUGGGAAAAAAGGGCACAACAAAGAGACGAAUCGGUAGUGAACGUCGUCGAGCGAGCCACAAAGCCCAAGACACGAAAUCUCUGUCUCCGCCUCCCGUUCCUAAGCCGCUCAAAGAACACGAAGAUCGUCGCAUACGGUGACCAUCUGACCACCAAAAGCCACCGGAAUCCUGCGGUUUUGGUCAGGAGGGCGAGGUCGGUGUUAAACCAGCAAGAUUACCGGCCGCGGCGGUUGCGCCAAAUACUGUGGUACAGCCCCUUCACCCGGCAACAUUUCAUUCUCCAGCUUUCGACAGUCCUUCGCUUCCAAUGUUAACUACCUGAAACGGAGUUUGUCUUCCAGGUUCUCGUCAGGAGAUUUGAGCUCGGAGCUCGACGAUGAACCAAGCACAGACUCCGGGCUGGCCUCCAUGGCCAGGGAUUCGUCCCAAUCGUAUCAAGCGGUACCGGAUCGGCCAUUGCAAUCUCAGCCGACUCCUGUUCCACCGGCUAACCAGCCACCGGUACCUGGAGCACCGCCGUCUGGACCACCUCAGCCCGUUGGCGGCGAUCUAAGUCUCAACCUGAGACCCGGAUCGAGAACCACUAGCGCUCCUUCCUCGCCGGCCAAGACCCGGGAAAGUUUACUCCAGAGGGUUCAAAGUUUGACCGGAGCUGCUCGUGACCAGGGUGCAUCGAUUCUAGGAGCGGCGGUGUCAGGUGCAACUAGAGGGCCAUCUUACAACAAAGAUCGCUGUUUCACCCUGCUAGUCAUCGAUGACCAGAAUACCGACUGGAGCAAAUAUUUCCGGGGUCGUAGGCUUCACGGUGAUUACGAGAUCCGUGUAGAACAGGCGGAAUUUAGGGAAUUGUCAUUAACUGCGAGCGAGGCUGGUACUAUUGUGUCCAUGGCGGUUUAUCGCAACGGAACCAAAGUCAUCCGAUCUUUCAAACCUGAUUUCGUCCUGAUACGACAGAACCUAAAAGACGCCGGAGAAGACAACAAGAACCUUCUUCUCGGUUUAAUGUACGGCGGUGUCCCGAGCAUUAACAAUCUCACGGCAAUUUACAACUUUCAGGAUAAACCAUGGGUGUACGCACACCUAUUGGGACUUCAACGUCGUUUAGGAAAAGACAACUUCCCCUUGAUCGAGCAAACUUACUAUCCCAACCAUCGUGAAAUGGUGAGUGCAUCUCGUUAUCCGGUUGUGGUGAAACUCGGACACGCCCACGGUGGAGUGGGAAAAGCCCGUGCCGAGACGAAUCAAGAGUUUCUAGAUCUCGCCUCUUUGGCUGCUUUGGCGAACACUUAUUGCACGUCGGAGCCGUACGUCGACACCAAAUACGACGUUCACGUGCAGAAAAUAGGCAAUAACUACAAGGCGUUCAUGCGGAAGAGCAUAAGCGGAAACUGGAAGUCUAACACCGGUUCGGCGAUGUUAGAGCAAUUAGCCGUGAGCGAAAAACAUCGCACCUGGAUUGAUCACGUGGCCCAAUUGUUCGGUGAAUUGGAUAUCUGUGCGAUCGAGCUGUUGGUCGGGAAGGAUGGUCGAGAAUACAUAAUCGAGGUGAAUGAUAGCGCGCUGUCGUUAAUGGGAGACUCACAAGAGGAAGACCGUCGUCACAUUGCAGACCUCGUCACUGCGAAAAUGCAGACAUGUUGUCGACCUCCAAGCGUGUUGACGAAAACGACAUCCAGAGGAUCGAUGUCUGGCUCCAGUCAGGCAACGAGUCCUGUAGAAGAUCGCACUGUGCCACCAACAGCUCCGCUAGGAUCGCAUGGAAGCAUGGGGUCUAUGGCUAGCAUAGGAAGCUUAGGUUCCAUGGGCUCCACGACAGCAAUGGCAGGUGACGUAACUAGUUCUGACAGCCACCAUCAACUGCAACGACGCGAUUCUCAAGCAUCGCAAUCGAGUACAGUGAGCAGCGCUCCAUCGGUUGGUCGACGCCAAGAAGAUGUUCCAACAUCGAGAGUACCUUUCCACAGACAAGGCAGCCAAUCCCAGAGCGAAGACACCGAAGACACCAUGAAGAACCUUCGGAAAACGUUUGCAGGAAUCUUUGGAGACAUGUAAAUUUUUCGAACGAAAGUGUACUGGAGCAAAGGAGAUCAUUUUAGGAUUAUCAUCAAAUUUAAGUUAGUGAAAAAAAAUAUUUAAAAUGUAAAUGAAUUAGUUAAUAUUUUUAACGAAAGAUCGUAUUUUUUUAUAUAGCUUCUUCAUUAUCAGUGAUGUACAGGAAUAAUUUUGCACUUAUAGGAUUUUUGUUAAACAGUUAGAAGAUGUAUUUAAAUUAAUUUGUCGAAUAUGAAAAUGUACUGGAAAGGAAUAUAUAAUAUAGUCGAUAUAUUUGUAGAUCAUCAAGCUCAUCUAAAUGACGCUCGCGUCCCACAUUGGACGUCAUAUAACAAUGUAAAUUUUGCUAACGGUCCACGGCGAUGUGUAUAAACAUAAACAUAACUUAACUUUUCGUUUUUUAUCAGUUUAAUAGUUCAUCCGUUUCUUGCUAUUCGAUUACGUUGAGCGAAAGAGAAUAUCGUUGGAAAUUUAUUCUUCUAGAAUUCUUACUAAUCGCGUUGCUAUUACUCUGUACUUGAUUAUUAAUCGAUAUCGCGUAUUCAACGCAUCGGUUGCUAUUCAAAUAUUAACUACGUAUUUUCGAUAAGGGGAGGGUAAGUAAAAAUUAAUGGGGGAUUUAAAAAAAGAGUCGUGGUCGUUUAUGUAUAUUAAAAAGUAAAAAAAUAAAAAAAUCGUAAUGUAGAUUCUAUGUAUUCGAUGUAUUCAGCAUUUACAUAGUGGCUAGGGAAAAUUCUCUCAGGUUAUAAUAGUAAAAGAAUGAAUACUUUUCCAAAUGUCCAGUUAUGUUUCGUUACCAUCGACGUAUCCGUUCUGCAUACUCGUCUCGUUUACGGGGAACGCCGCCACUUGGUUUUUCGAUUCCAACAGGCAACAGUACCAUAGGCCCCUGUCAUCUCCUCAUCCGACUUUACUUCAGGCGUCCACUUUUUAGGCUUAACUUUCGAUUAUAGCAUUGUCUAAAGGCGAGGGAACGGGAAUGAUGCGGAAUGAAAAGAACGAGAAAGCUGGAGAGAGGAAAAAAUGGAAGAUGAGUUAUAAAUUUAAAUGGCUGAUGGAAGUCCUGCAGUAAAAUACAUAUUUGUAAAAUUAUUAAAAAGUAUUUGUAAGCCGACGUCAUUCAAAAUGAUUGAGGAAAACAAAAAAAGAGGAGAUUCGGGCAUUAUACUGAACAUUUGGCUAGAGAAGACUUCGGAUCGAUCGCCCGGCACUCAAUGCCGGGCCAAUGGAAGAACAAGAUCGACCAGUCUGUAUCUUAAGCGCACAAAUAGUCAUUAGGAUUUCGAGACACGGGCAGUACUUUGACAUCGUGCAUGUGAACAACGCAAACGUUUGGUCUAAUAAACGGGACUUAUGGUGAGGGAGAAAUGAAAAAAAUUCUUCUGCAGAGUCGCCGGUUCUUGAACAAUGAUACGUUUCGGCCUGCAAAAAGUGUAAUUCCUCGGCCGGCGACCUUUCGAUUUGGAUUAUUCAAAAUUCAUUGUCUCGAAUAGUAUUGAGCAUCUCGAUGUUGAAAACUGUCCUGCAUUCCGAUAACGAACUGUUUCUUUUUCCUAAAUUUUCACGCAUUUGUAGGUCAUUUGUAAAGGAAAAAAGGAGCUUGCGCAAGGCGACUUGGCACGCUUGCUGAAAAUUCAUGAAAAAAGAGAUGUUCGUUGCUCCGUAGGCUUUAAGAACAAUUACCGAUGAAAUCAAAAUGUAAUAAACGGGUUCGUGAACUAGGAACGGGAAGCGAAAGGGAAGCGGCCGCUAGUUGCCGCGAGAAUGAUUAAAAAAAACAUGGGCAUUCAGUAAAUCGCGAUUCUUUGCGAUCGUGCAAAAAAUUCAAAGCACACCAAGCAACCUUUUGAUGAUCUGCAAAUAUAAUCGUGUUUGCUUGCCUGAGUUAACUUGAUUCUAUUGAAGCUCCUUUGAUUCAGUACCCGCUGGAGAAGGAUCUGGAUUUGCGAAGUAAAAACCAACCGACGAAAGCGAGAACAGAGAACGAAACGUCUUUGUCCAAAUUUUUCUUUUUUUUUUUAUUAUUUAAUUUGUACUUUACAAUUUGUCCAGCUGGACAUUCGGUAAAUUUUUCUAGCUUUAUUGCUAAAUAACAUGUGGAUGGCUAUCCCCAGCGGGAUACCAUCUUCAAGUUUGUCUAUUUUAUUUCUUUCGUGAGGUCAGUGGAGUGUUUUCUCUUUAGUCUUCUUUUUAUGAAAGUUUUGCUCGUUUCAGCAGCUAACUGGUUUGGAUGUGUUGUCGUUCUUUCCUUGUAUUUUUUUGCGUACCUGCCGAUUUCUUCUUUGACCGUUGGUAUUUUUAAGUCUUUGCGUAUAUCCUCGUUUCUGACAUACCAUGAGGCGUUGAUUAUUGUUCUGAGUAUCUUCGAUUCUAGCGACUCUAGUUUAUUUAUGUGGCUCAUUGCUGCUAUUCCCCAUAGUGGUAUUCCGUACGACCAAAUUGGUUUCAUUAUCGUUUUGUAAAUUUUUAGUUUAUUUUCCAUGCUGAGCUUAGAGUUUCGACUAAUUAGGUAGUAUGUUGCUUCCAUGUAAGUUGUGUGUCUAAGUGGAGUCCUAGGUAUUUAACUUGCCUUGUUCGCGUUAUGUGCGUGUCAUUCAAUUGGAUAUUUGGUGGUUUCCGUUUUCUUAGUGUAAAUGUAAUAUGGUUGCAUUUACUGGGGUUUGCUUUUAUUUGUUUAUAUUGUAUCCAUUUUUCUAUUUUUCUGAUAUGCUCUUGUAGUAACGUGACUGCUGUUUCUGGAUUAGUGUGCCUGACUAGUACAGCCGUGUCGUCCGCGAAUAUCAGUAUUUUGCUGUUGGUAGUUAUUGGUACGUUGGCCGUGUAUAAUGUGUAUACUAUUGGUUCUAAGACGCUUCCUUGCGGUACCCCUGUGUUGAUGUCUUUAACUUCAGAAUAUGCGUCCUUUAUUUUUACUACAAUUGUCCAAAUGAUCUCAAUUUACCUUAGCAUAAGAGCUGAUAAACGCAUUACGACGAAAGAUAGACCUCGUGGUGUCAGCUUUGAAAAGAACUAUAAUAAGUUCGUCCGUUUAAUAUUCUGUUCUAAUUUAAUUUCACAUUUCGAUUAUGCGACUUUUGUCAAAGAGGGACUUAGGAAAAUUAAUUUUACUUAAACCUACGUUAGUUGCAAGAAUAUAAGGAGAUCCCAGGGCACCCCUGUUGAGCGUCAGGCGGUCCAUCGUGGAGUUUUAGUCGGUAAGUCCGACACUACCCCGCCGUUUCCCAGAAGAGCGGCGAGGUGUCCAUGACGAUUUUCUCACGUAUAAAAAAAGAAAAGUGUAGUUUGUUCCACUACAUAGUGUUUCGAAUAUAGUCCCGGGGCACCACUGGCGUUUUUGUCGAUAAAUCUUACACUGCCCCACCGUUCCACGGAAGAGCGGCGGGGUAUCUAUGACUAUUUCCUCACGUAUAAAAAAAAAAGAUGUUGCAAGAAUAUAAGGAGGUCCCAGGGCAGCGCUGUUGAGCGUCAGGCGGGCCACCGUGGAGUUUUAGUCGGUAAGUCCGACACUACCACGCCGCUUCCCAAAAGAGCGGCGAGGUGUCCAUGACGAUUUCCUCAUGUAUAAGAAAAAAAAGUGUGGUUUGUUCCGUUUUAUAGCGUUUCGAAUAUAGUCCCAGGGCACCCCUGACGUUUUUGUCGAUAAAUCUCACACUGCCCCACCGUUCCACGGAAGAGCGGCGGGGUAUCUAUGACUAUUUCCUCACGUAUAAAAAAAAAAGAUGUUGCAAGAGGUAUAAGGAGGUCACAGGGCAGCGCUGGUGAGCGUCAGGCAGGCCACCGUGGAGUUUUAGUCGGUAAGUCCGACACUACCCCGCCGCUUCCCAGAAGAGUGGCGAGGUGUCCAUGACGAUUUCCUCACAUAUGAAGAAAAAAGUGUAGUUUGUUCUGUUACAUAGCAUUUCAAAUAUUGCCCCGGGGCACUCCUGGCGUUUUUGUCGAUAAAUCUGACACUGCCCCACCGCUGCACGGAAGAGCGGCGGGGUGUCUAUGACUAUUCCCUCACGUAUAAAAAAAAAGUUGCAAGAAUAUAGUAGAGGAACGCAUAGGAUCGUAAAAGGAAUGUAUUGCCUCCUCUCGUUCUGAUUUAUUGUCUCCUAUUAUCAACACAUUGCUUUAUCGAAUUUAGGAAUAUCAAGUAAAUGAACGCAAAGACGUGAACUUGAUCAAUGCUCUAUUGCAUGACUAAUUGAUCGAUAUUCCUGUGUGUGUAUAUAGUUGUAAAUUAAUACAUUAGUCAUUUGUUAGACGAUACAUGGUACACAAAUUUAAACGAUUACAAACGGUUACAUAGUGUUACAAACGGUUACAUAGUGUUACAAAUGGUUACAUAGUGUCACAAAGGGUUACAAACGGUUACAAGUUAAUUUCCAAGUAAUAGACGUCCAAUGAUUUGGUUUUUGAAGUGCCUUGAAUACUUAAGUGCCCUUCUUGUCACGUUUCUUACCCAUUCAAAGUAGCCGAAGCGCGUGUCAGCGUGCACUUUUUACUAUGCACUUAACCAUGAGAAUCUCUCUGUUGUUUGUACUUUUUAUACACUAAACGCGUGCAUCGUUUUACCUUUUCGCAUGAUCAUCUUUAACGAGCAGCUUAUUGAUUCAUCAGGCACCUCAAUACCGUGGAUAAGUGCAGAUACACCGUCCAAAGUAUGAUCAACAGCGAACGAAGACGUUGGUAUCACUCGAAACGUCAAUCGAUCGAACAAACGAGCCUAUUAUCGUUCGUCGAUAUUCGCGGUAGCUCGAUACUAUGACUUUAUUCUUUUUCGUUCCUCACCGUUCGCGAUUUAGUGCAUUUAGAUUCACGUUCUUCCACGCUUAAUUCUUAUUUAAAAAUUAUUCAUCAUUACGAUAGGCAAUGACACGUAGAGAAAGAAAAUAGUCUUAAAGAGUGUUUAGAGUGAAUAGAACAGCGAGAGAAUAGAGCAGAAGCUUCUGGAAUUAACGUUAUAAAAGACUGUCUAAUUUCGCGACUUAGUUCAAAAACUCGCUCGUACGUACGAUCUAAGUAAAAUCAGACUUGCAAUAGAUAUCGCGAGAAAUAGAUUAUCGGACCUACCGACAUUGGAAAAAAUAGUACUUUAAAGGAUAACUAAAUAAAAACAUGUAACAAACAAAAAAUCUUGGACAAUCUUCGCAGCUGAAAAAGUUGUAGUUGCCCGCUAAAGUACAAAAAAUAUCCUCGAAGAACGAAAGCUGCUGCUGAGACUGGCUUUCAGAGCUGACGCCACGACGCACGAGGAGAAGCGAAACGCGAAAGCUUGAUAGAUUCGUUAAGAUGGAUGCAUUCGAUCCGAUACAGAAUCUAUACUGAUACGUAGACGCGGUUAAAGAUAACGAAUAUCUCAGGGGUGCAAGUCUAAGCACAAGGUAGGAUAGAAAAAGAUGAGAUAGAAGAGGCAAUUGGGUUCAGGUGUUGUUGCAGCCUAGACGAAUUAACGGCAUUGACUUCGAUACCUACGAUGACUAGUCACUUAGCAAGCACGCUUCUUCGGAAAAAUCACAGCGAUUAUCCAUUUAAAGAUAGAACUUGCAGAAUCGGAUCCGCAAAACGAUCAUCUACAUUUGUAACUAUUCGAGAGAACUUCUUUAUGCAACAUUGCAGUGUUUUGUACAGAUGUGUUAAUCGCAUAUUUGUCGAUUUAACGUCAAUUCUUACAAGCAUAUCAAUCAUUUCGUUGACAUUGACAAUAUUUUCUUGAAACGAGUUAAUGUUUAAUUUAGUUUUAGUCGUUUAGACUUUUAAAUUUAUAGAUAUAAUUUGAAAAUAAUUAGUUAUUCGUUAAAAUCGAAUAGAUGAUCAAAUCAAACAGAACAGCAAACAGAACACAGAAAUCACAUUGUUAGGCAUUUCACGCUGCUUGAUCUUAUAAAAGUCUUUGAUCGGCGACAUUGUAAUUUGUUCUAGUUCCCGUGUGAUGUAGUGAGCAACACUGUUACAACAUCUUUCCAUUAGUUUUAAGCAUGUUUAUGUGUCCACACUGCGUUUCAUUUCGUCGCAGCCACGUGUCAGUGUAAUUUGGCAGGCUAAUAGAUUCUUUAUUACAUACGAAGACUCGCAUCGCUUCGUAAAUUCGAGUCUAGUUUUAAAAAAAAGCACAGUGUUUUUUCGCGCCGAAUUUUCGUUAUUCAAUCUCUGUUUCCUUCUUGCCGGAAGUAAUAAUAUUACUACUAGGCUAAUCUUACUUAGGAUCCUUGCGUCACUGUAAUACCGUUGUUGGUUAAGAUUUACCAUUCUUAAAAAUACUUUCAAGGUCGUGGAACUAAUUAAGAUGUCUUGGAUAACGACAUCGUAUAAGGUAAGCUACAACAGAAAAAUAAUUAAAAAUGAAAAAAAAAAAAAAAGAGAACGAGAAGAUAGACCAGGCUCGAUGAUAACGCAGCGGUAGUACAAUUUUGUGUUACUAUCGUUGUUUCGUAGCUUUUUUCAUGGUGCUUAAAUCAUCGUAAGAUCAUGUGGCGAAGCUUCGAAAUGCAUUCGAUCGAAUAGCCUAGAGUUACACUGUAGAAUACGGCAAGUGACAAUUCUAAUCAUCUCGCCAAGUAUCGAAAAAUAUCGAGCGUUCGACGCAAAAAAUCGGGGCCAAAUCCUCUUGUGCGCCAGUCGAAUUAGCGAUCUUAGCUCAUGGCGUUCGCUGUCAAUUUAGUGCCUCGUUGCUUUCCCUUCUUUUAGCAAUUUUCUUUUUAGUGACUUCGAGUUCAAAUCAUGUCGCAAUAUUCGUGUCCAUAUAGGUUCACUUACGCCUAUAUUAAUGUAUUCCUUCGGUCGCGAAUCGAACAGAAAGUUACACCACGAUCGAAUCGUUUCUUUUCCUUACUCGACUUGAAAUAUGCGUUCACGAACACCAAUAAUUUUCUUCCACUUUCUUUGUUCCUUAUCGAUACUUCUCGGCUCGUGAAACGAAACACCAAAACACUAUACGAGACUAAUUACAACGAAUAUGUGGAAGGGGUGAAUAUUAUCAAGCAACCUUCUCAUAGGAGGACCGGCUGGACAAUAUUUCCGGAUUUCGCCUCGAUCAACUCGAACGUUCGUCCUUCUAAUUAUGAUUAAUCAAUGUCUAUGUGUAACGAAACUUAAGGUAAUAAUAAUAGCGUUAACAAUAACAAUCGUUAAGGUGAGAUUAUCAUCGUAGGCUAGUUAAGAAUACGGUAGGCUCUAUAUGUAACCGUAUGUUACCUCCUUGAUUUCAAUGAGUGCUAGUCACAUGUAUUAUUCCCGGGGCACUCCUAUUAAACAUUAGGUAGGUCACGGUGUGGUUUUAGUCGGUAAGUCCGACACUACCCCACUACUUCUCAAAAGAGCGGCGAGGUGUCCAUGACUAUUUCCUCACAUAUAAAAAAAGAAAAAAACGUUGCAAGAAUAUAAGGAGAUCCCGGGGCACCCCUGUUGAGCGUCAGGUGGGCCACCGUGGAGUUUUAGUCGGUAAGUCCGACACUACUCCGCCGCUUCUCAGAAGAGCGGUGAGGUGUCCAUGACUAUUUCCUCACGUAUAAAAAAAAAUCACAUGUAUUAUAAUUACUUAACACUCGUAUUCUCAACCCAUGAAUAUAUAAAGACGACAUAUUAUAUAUACACAUAACAUUAUAACAUAAACAACAUAACAUUCUAUGUCUAUUAUUCUAGGAACGUAUUAAACGACGUUGUAAAGUGUAAGGGUGCUUCAGGUCUAAUUAAUUGUAAAUCGAUCGGAAUGCUAUUGUAACCCAAAAAGAAAAGCGAAUACAGUUACGGAAGAAAAAAAGAAGAAAAAGAAUGAAAAUGGAACGUUCUCGUGCGACUAGCGCUACAUUUCGCUCGGGAAAUGGACCGGUGUCUCUUAUCGUCGAUUAAUUUAUACCGAAUCUUCGACUAGAGUCACCGUAGCACAGGACGUACCUUUGUUAUGCCGAUAUUCGAUAUCAAUUGUACGACAAUAUAAGGUAUUACGAGUAGAGUAACGCGCCACGAGCGUUCACCCUUCUCGAACGAGACAAAUGUGAGAGAGUAGCAAGUUAGUACCUAUUAAUCUCGAUGUUCUCUUUCGUGGCGCGCGUAUCGUAGAUGCGUCGCGAAGUCAUUUGGAACAUUCCUCUGAAACAGCGCGCGAUUCAACUAUUGAGAUCUUUGCAAUUCAUUCGUUGAUUAUUUCACUAAAGAAUCGUCGCUUUACUGAACGAUCGAUCUCGAUCGUUGGAUCGCGCGUACUGUUCGCGGUCGCCUCGUCGUCGAUCGCGUUUGCUCGUUUAUUUUUCUCCCGUGCUCAUAAUCAAGACUGCUUAAUAUUGAUGACGGGUGUUUUAAGCGUGUGAUUAUAAGAUAUCAAGAGGACAACGAAUCAUCGCGGUCGAGUGGACAGCGAUCACGACGCGGCGUCUCGCCGAGAUGAUCGCUCGAAUUGAACACGAUUAUUACGAGUUCUCCGAUCAUACGACCAUUUAUUACCUUUAUCUAACCGCCAAGUAUAAGAGAAGAAGGAAAGAAGGAAUGUUUAAAAAUUAAAAAUGCGAGUAAAAUGCGAGUUCUAUCUGUCAUCGUUUUAGCUGUUAAGGAUUCAUCAUCAAAGUAAAUGGGGGUAGUUCUAAUCCAAGUAAGCGUACCACGUAAGUGCAGCACAUUGAAAAAAUACGGGAAAAUAACAAGUAGUACAAUGUAUAGGUUUGUGUAUAGAUACUCGAGGACAUAUGUAAAGAGGUAUCGGUCUUGGGGCACACGUCGAGCGCUCGUUACCGAUCCCUUCCCAUUGGUUCAACGUUGAAAGGUAUUUACGGACGAAAGCCUAACAAGAUCGCUCCUCUAGCUUCUUGAGAUACCACGAAAACGUUUUCGACCGUUUUCUAUUCACUAUCCAUGAGUAAUCGAAGUGCAACGGCCCUUUUCACCGAGGGAUCUCAUGAUAACCUGGGGUGGUCGAUAGGUAACGAGCACGCCGUUUCAUGGAACAUCAAGAUUCUUCCUCGUGAUGGCAAACGACACUCGACGCUCGGUGAUCAUUUUAUGGCCUUAAUCAAAUUUUCAUUAGGGGUCAAGUGUCUUCGUAAUCGCGACAUCACGUUUGUCGCGAUAAAACGAAAAAAAUGUCUAUGACAACGACACGAAUGGCCAACGCAUACCAAACGGAGCACGAAAGAUGAAUGUCGUAUUAAAUUCAGUGUAUUUUGCGAACUUCGUUUGCGAUACCGAUGGGCCGAUGUUUUGUGCUAACUUCGUGUAAAAUUUCAAUCGACGCUUUAACGUGCCCCACGACUCUUAUCAACGACUGAUUCGAUUGAUCUGGAAAGAUUUUAUACCGAUUCUGCGUCGUUCUUUUUUGCGCGUUUCUUCACACGAAACCGCUGAAAGGAUUUUGAUACAUGGCGCAAUCGUGAAAAAUUUUUCAACGAAUGAAGCACCGAAUAGAGGAAUUUGUCGAGAAGCAAAGUUACAUAUAACUGAAUAAGAACGAAUUAAAGGGGCCACGUGAGGAAGAAUAAACUGUCGCGUGUUUCUGAUUAUUGUGAUUAUUUCUGACUAUACUGGUCUCAUGUCGUACUAUCAAACAUGGAAUAUCUUUAUGGUGUCUCCGUAAGACGAUCGACGUGGCCUGUUAACAAACGAAUAUGGACAUACGUUACAGAGUUUUUUCAACUAGAAUCGUGUAUUCAUCCAUUGCAUACAAACAGAAAAUGAAAAAUAUUGCCAUAUUGGACUGUGAAACGUUGUCAAAAACAUUUUCGAAGUCGUCAUAUGGUUGUUAAGACAUUGAAGUAUUAAAAACUCUUAUAUAUAUAUAUAUAUAUGUUGAAGUUAUAAUUACUUCUAUGAUGGUCAUACCAAGCAGCGUAAUGGAUGAAUGACAUGCAUUUAAAAAUUAUAAAAUGUCGUAAUUACUUCCGAGGUCGAGUAACACAGAGUAACUUUCAGGCCCUGAUUACUAAAUCCUAAAUGAAGCUGUAACGAAGACAAACGUUAGUGAAAACAAGUACGUGAACGAUAAAUCCCAGUAGUCGCGAUCGUAUGAAAAGAAGAACGACUUUCGAUUCUGUGCUAGAUUUCGGGACACCGUGUAAUUCUGCGUAGCUCGACUAGGUUCUCGUUGAAAUACGAUUACUGCGAUACGUCAAGCUAAACUGUAACAAUAAAAACAAAAUAAAAUAUUAUACUUCUGA